Messenger RNA from Benincasa hispida (wax gourd), 592 nucleotides. Its product is annotated as DNA-binding protein S1FA-like. Lineage: Eukaryota; Viridiplantae; Streptophyta; Magnoliopsida; Cucurbitales; Cucurbitaceae. The record is from RefSeq and is a predicted model, not a curated record. Gene Ontology annotation, cellular component: nucleus. Gene Ontology annotation, biological process: regulation of DNA-templated transcription. Gene Ontology annotation, molecular function: DNA binding.
UUGCUCUUUUGUAUUUUUCUCGAAGCUUCGGCAGUUCAUCUUUUUGUAGAAAACUAUAACAGUAGCUCCUUCCAAAGGAUCUCUCCGCUUCUGAAUUUCAGCCAUGGAAGACGAUUUCGACUUCGGCGACAAAGUCCCGCCGGCCGUCAACCGCAUGGGUAACGUGAUUAGGGAUGCAGAUGCAAGAGGAUUCAAUCCAGGACUGAUUGUGCUGCUUGUAGUCGGUGGGCUGCUAUUGGCUUUUCUUGCUGGGAAUUAUGCUCUGUACAUGUAUGCGCAGAAGACCCUCCCACCAAAAAAGAAGAAACCAGUUUCUAAGAAGAAGAUGAAGAGGGAGAGAUUGAAGCAAGGUAUCUCUGCACCUGGAGAGUAGAAGUGUAGUAGUUGUGGUGUAGUGGUAGCCUUUUCUCGUAUGUGCUGUAUUUGUGUUCCUCACUUUAUCGAAUUUCAGUGUUUGAAGAGUUGUUUUGUUUAUGUUGUUAAAGUUGGUUAGUAUCUGAGCAUAUAUUUAGAAGUUUAUUGUCCCCUGUAUCCUUAGUAGAGAUGAGAAAUAAUAAUAAAAACAUAGUUUAUAUGGUAUAUUUUGAUCCAA